UAAACAGUAUAUGAGGAAGUAAGCUAACGAGCAGCCACCAUAGGGUUAACCGUGAAGUGGAAGUAACCUCCUCCUCUCCGAGUGUCUCUCUUCUGGGAUCCGUCUAAUUCAGAGCAAAGCUGCUCCCUCGUUUUGCCUCACUUUGUCCCGUGGAUGAUUUCUCUUCUCGGCGUCGUCUCCAUUUUGGCGGCCAACGGCAUCCUCUGUGGCGGCGUUGGCGACACUUUAAAGGGGAAUGAAACUUCGGACGAACAAGCGGAUGUGAAGUGUGAUGUGUUACAAUGGGGAGUUAAACGCGAGUCGUUUGACGCCAUACAUUUUUGACCCCUUUGGAGCUUCUGAGUUGGAGUGACUUUCAAGAUGCGUUCUACUGCGGAUGGACAAGCCAGCCCCCGCAGCAAUGACAACAACAACAACAACAACAACAGUAAUGAGAACAGUGGAAACUCCGGUUCUCAGUAUGCACUUUGCGCCCUGGGUGUCGGACUGGUGGCUCUUGGCAUCGUAAUGAUCGUGUGGAGCAUAGUCCCUGCAGAAACCACAUCGAACAGUAACAGCAGCACUGCCGGUGGAGGACAUGGUGAUCCUUCUGGAUCCAGAAAAAGUAAAGCUUCCUCUGUGGCCUUUGUCCUGGUGGGAUCGGGGGUGGUCAUGCUGCUGCUGUCCUUGUGUCUGGGGAUGAGGAACAGGCAGCGGGAGCAGCAGAGACUGCAGGAGGCCCAGAACCAAAGAAGAAUGACCACCAGGGAGAACAGAGAUGCAGAAAUGCCUGUGGAAGACGCCCAGCGGUAUGCCGUGCCCACCUACGAGGAGGUGGUAGGCAGCGGGCAGUACCCCGUCCGCCAGAGCAACCUUCAGCCCAGCUCCUCCCAGCUCCCUUCCUACGACGACUUGGUCCAAGUCGACGGCGUGCAAUACGAAUUUGAGGUCGCUGGAUCCCCGCCUGUCCCCACCACUGUCCCCACGACCGGCGUCACUGCCGCAUCCAACCGCAAACACGGCAGAAGUGGCCGCAAGCUCCUCCCCAUCAAGAUCCGUAGGAUUAAAUCAGAGAAGACGCCGAGUUCUCAGCCGGCCACUGGGAUCAGUAUAGAGCCGCUCACCCCGCCGCCACAGUACGAGGACAAGGUGCCUCCCCUUUAAGGUUUAUGCUAAUUGGUCCUUAGAAACUACAAUCAUCACUCAUGGAGCCUCCUGGAUAUGGAAUACCUUCUGUAAUGCUCUGUCAUUUCAAAUAACUGACAAACAGAAAAGUCUACUUCUAAAACUGGAACACAUCGGAACAGAAGCAUAGACCAAAUAUCUCCUCGGAUGCCAACGCGACUUCAAUACAUUCAUAGUUGGUUACGUAAGUCACACACACUGUGAUGGUGGCGGACAUCCUGAGACAUAUUUCUCCACAAAAGAGGACGAGAAGAAGCUGUUGAACUACAAGCAGCAGAGUGGGCAUUGGUGCAUUAAUUAUUUUCAUCAGCCUUGAACACACACACACACACACACACAAACCUUCACUGUCUAUGACAGUGUUGCUUUUUAAAACAUCUUGGCUUCUGUUCGCCCAGCUGCUUAUCUCUCACACACUCCAUUACCGAAGACGUACCAUUCUUUACCCUCUGGAAUAAUUGCAUUCAGGCAAUGUGCUCUCAGUAAAUUAUUCUAUCAGUUAAAAAUGAUAUAUUGUGCUGGAACUGUACUAUUUUUAUGACGUUGUGAUGGUAAUCCCCUGAAAGACCUGCAACAACAUUACAAAAAAAGAUGGUUUAUAGUCCCACAAUACACUCUGUUGUAAGAGAAUGGACAUGUGUGCUAAAAACAAAUGGCGGGUUUUAGUCAAAAUUAAGUAUGUUCUGAUCUGAUUUCGUGGAUUCCGAUACCAAUCAACAAUGGGUGAGGUCAGCAGAUUCCGAUUUUUUUCAAUGUAUUUAUGACGAGUGCUAUUGACGGUUUAGCAUUGUCAACACAAUAUAGAAACUAUUGUCCACUACUCAUUUAAAUCCUUUGUUUUUUUUGCACUCAAACUCUUCCUGUGUCCAGGGAAACAUUCCCACAGUUUAACAUUAACAAAAACAACAAAUUAUAAUUUUUUUUUGGAAUGUCUACCGAUUUAUAUAAAGAUAGUACCAUUGGAAUCAAUCACCAAUUUAUGGAUCGAUCCGCCGUCCUUUUAUGUGUCGUGUACUGACCGUGACAAUGCUGACACACCGGCAUUUAACUUUAUCCUCCUAACUCUUUCAUGUCAAAAUCUGCUUUCUUUCUACUGUAACGUGGUUUUAUCUACACUUCUUAUACCUUACUAAGCACUUAUUUCUUGGUGUUUAAAUCCAGUUUACCGGUUAGCUCGGCUAUUAGCAUGCUUGCUCCUGCUUGCUUUUGGUGUGCAACAUGAUUAGCUUUGUCCUCCAGUGAUAUUAAUUCAAAGCCCAAAACCAGUGAAGUUGGCAUGUUGUGUAAAUCACAAAUAAAAACGGAAUACAAUGAUUUGCAAAUCCUUUUCAACCUAUAUUCAAUUCAACAGAUACUUAACGUUCGAAAUGGAAAACUUUAUUUUUUGCAAAUAGAAUUUUGAUGCCUGCAACGUGUUUCAAAAAAUGUGGCACAAGUGGCAAAAAAGACUGAGAAAGUUGAGGAAUGCUCAUCAAACACUUAUUUGGAACAUCCCACAGGUGAACAGGCUAAUUGGGAACAGGUGGGUGCCAUGAUUGGGUAUAAAAGCAGCUCCCAUGAAAUGCUCAGUCAUUCACAAACAAGUAUGGGGCGAGGGUUAACACUUUGUGAACAAAUGGGUUAAAGAACAACAUUUCUCAACGAGCUAUUGCAAGGAUUUCAGGGAUUUCACCAUCUACGGUCUGCAAUGUCAUCAAAAGGUUUAGAGAAUCUGUAGAAAACACUGCAGGUAAGCGCUGAUAUUAUGGACCUUCGAUUAGAAAGGACAGAUUUAUUAAAAAAAAAAAAAAAAAAUUACUUGGGACUUCCCGCUCAUCUAAGAUGGACUGAUGCAAAGUGUAAAAGUGUUUUGUGGUCGGACAAGUCCACUUUUCAAAUUGUUUUUGUGUCCUCUGCGCAAUACGGAUGGUUCUUUUCCUCUUUGGUCCAAAGUUCAAAAGUCAGCAUCUGUGAUGGUAAGGGGUGUAUUAGUGCUAAGGUAUGGGGACAUGCAGGUUUGGGAGUCUUUUCAGUCUAUUCAAUUGAAUAUAAGUUGAAAAGGAUUUGCAAAUCAUUGUAUUCUGUUUUUAUUUACGAAUUACACAAUGUGCCAACUUCACUGGUUUUGGGUUUUGUGCUUAAGAUACUAAGAAAUGCAGUUUAUUUGCUUUAAUAGAGGUAGUUUUAAUUAAAUUAGAGUGUCUCCAUGCUCUGUAUGGAGACACCUAAUUAGCUGCUAGCCCCUUGUCAGGGACUAAAAAUAGAUGCAGUGUUUGCCAGAGGGGAUCGGCAAUGGUGAUCACAUUCUUUUUCUUAAAAAUCGGAUGAUACUGAUGGAUCGGUGCUUCCCUAGUAAAAACACGGGCUUAUAUUUGAAUGUGUGUUUUAGCAACAGUUUGACAUCACACAACACAGGACAAAAGCAUCAUUCACACUCUUCUCAUAUUCACAUAAAACCAAUUUGCUCUGCCACUAUGGCUUGGGUCAACAUGAUCUUCCAACCCUUGUGCACCUGAAAAAGUGGUCUCAGACAAGGGUUUCGAUCCAUUUCUGAGUAAAAGUUGAGCUGAAAUGUCAACACUCCAUGCACCAGAGUGUAAGAAUUAAAGUCCUGUCCAAAAAAUAGCAAUAUAACCACCUACUCUGGCGUUAGUAGGUCGUGACUUCAAACCCCAGCCGAGUCAUACUAAAGACUAUAAAAAUGGGACCCAUUACCUCCCUGCUUGGCACUUGGCAUCAAGAGUUGGAAUUAAGGGUUAAAUCACCAAAAAUUAUUCUUGGGCGCGGCCACCACUGCUGCCUACUGCUCCCCUCGCCUCCCCUGGGUCAAGUGCAGAGAAUAAUUCCAACACACCUAGUGUGUUUGUGACAAUCUCUGGUACUUUUAACUUUAACUUAGGUGAAGUUUUUUUUAAAUAUUUGGACCGGAUCAGAGUACCGAAUGCAGCCUUCUUAGUCAGUUCUACUUGCACCACUGUGUGGUCUUCAAAUUGUUUACGUACCGUAAUCGUUAUACAAAAUGAAACUGUUGAUGAUUUGUUUGGUAACUUUUUGUAUGAGCAAAUGAGCGAGUUUGUUUGGUCAGACGUGAACGCAGAAAUUGAACGCGGGUGUGGACUAAAGCAAUCAAUUUGACAGAACCUAGAUGAUAUACAACUGUCUCAUAACCGACUGAGGGAUGCUGGGUCCUAAUGUUUAGGACAGGGGUCCCCAUUCUUUUUGAAACCAAGAGCUAUUCUUGGGUACUGAUUAAUGUCAAAGGGCUACCAGUUUGAUACACUCUUAAAUAAAUUGUAUUUCUCUCUGUCA
This is a messenger RNA of Nerophis ophidion (straightnose pipefish), 4452 nucleotides long. It is a transcript of the gene tmem51a, whose product is annotated as transmembrane protein 51a. NCBI's taxonomy places the organism in Eukaryota, Metazoa, Chordata, Actinopteri, Syngnathiformes, Syngnathidae. The record is from RefSeq and is a predicted model, not a curated record. The coding region runs from base 361 to 1143 and encodes 260 amino acids. The transcript is spliced from 4 exons.